Caenorhabditis angaria is the source of this 1126-nucleotide messenger RNA. Lineage: Eukaryota; Metazoa; Nematoda; Chromadorea; Rhabditida; Rhabditidae. The record is from the annotation of a GenBank genome assembly.
AUGUCUGCAAUUCUGUCGACUAUGGAAAUUUUCUUCCUGACUCUUGUCAGUUUUGCAGCGAUUUUUGAUGUUUAUUUGCUUUUGGCAGUUUACAAUAAUCGAAAGGAUAGUGAGUUCGAAUAUUUUUAAAGCUUCUGAAAACAAAAGUUACGAGAGUUUUUGAAGAAUCAAUUCCGCGAGCUUAUAUCACAACAAUGACAAUUUUUGGCUUGAUGGCAAAAAUUGGAAUAGAAUGUCUGAUAUUUCCUGGGAUAAUUCUAACCAAAGAACAGUAUGAAGGUUCGCUUUUCUAUUUUUCUAUACUUUUUAAAACAAAAAUAAAUACAGGUUUUCGAUUUGAUUACGGUCAUGAAAUAUCACUCAUCACUAACUUAUCUUAUCUUCUAACUCAUCCAAUUUGUCUUCUAAUGACAAUCAAUCGGCUUUUCAUAAUUAUUUGUCCAUUUCGAACUAGAAUCUUCUCUCAAACUCGAAUAUUUAUCUACUGUUUCAUAAUCUCCUCAUUAUUCUUUAUAAUAAUGUAUAUUCCAUAUAUUUCUGAAUGUCCUCUAAAUUUUCAAGAAUCAAGACUCGAAUUUAUUUCUGAUUGUUUUCCUGGGCAACAUUGGAUAACAAAUCUCCAAUCAAAAUAUCUUCUGAUUCUACCAUUAACUAGUAUGAUUAUAAAUUUGUCAGUUGUAGUUCAUAUGAAAGCAAUCAGACAAGGUUUUUAUAAUCGUUAUAUUGUUAAUAAAAGUGAGAAACAUCGAGGUAUAAUAAUAGACUAAAUAUUUUAAUUUUAGAAAAGAACUCAACAUCUUCAAUAACUUUGUCAGUUGGAAUAUCAACAAAUAAACAAGAAAAUCGAAUGAUUCGUCAAACUUUCUCAAUAACAAUUUAUCUUUCUUUCUAUUCAAUUGUAUCUUUAGCAAUUCGAACAUUUCCAACUCGAUAUUCAGAACUUUCCGCUGAUUUCAAGUGUUUUAUAAUGCUUUUCAGAUUACUUUUGGGAUGUUUUGUGAAUACGAUUGUAUAUUAUUUCGAAACAACAUCAACAAGAGUUAUGAUUCGAAAUUUUCCAGAAAAAGCAAAAAAGAAAAAAUCAUUUGUCUCAAUUGUAGAACCAACAGCUUUACAGCCUAUAUAA